AUUGACACACUUCGACAAUCACAGCACCCAAUGUGACAACCGCCAUGUCCUUACUUGCUGCUCACGACCAGGAGAAUCUGGUGCACAGUCUGCAGGCUGGCGCCGCUGUGAAGGGCCUCAAUGCGGGCUUCAAGAGCACGAACAAACCGCCCAAGACACCAUUCAAGGUCCCUCUCAACGACGAAAAUGCCGUGAACAAAGGUGGAAAGUCUGCGCUAAAAGCAGGCGGAAAAGCUACCAAUGCAUUCGUUACUCCAGCCGGCCCUCGCACCGUUCGCGCUCCUCUUGGCAUGAAAACGACCAAUGCAAAAGCCCAAGCCUUCCAGACUCCCGCGCCCCUCUCCGCUUCUGCAAAAACCCAGAAACUCAGUCCCCGGUUGCGCCGAGCCAAGGUCAAGGUCCAUCAGCCAGAAGUUCAAGCUGAGGAAGAAGACGAUGUGCCCGAAGUGGAAUACGUGCCUCCGAAGGAGAUCCCUCUACCGGAUGAUCUGGACGAGGACAUGCCACCCAUCAAUUGGGACUUUCCCAUGUUCAAGGGAGCCAAUAUGACGCGUGGAGUGUUCUCCGUAUACCACAACCCCGUUGAAGACGACGGCCGAACCCGCGGAGAGCGCGAACUCGAGGAAUCUCUUGCAAGAGAGAAGAAGAAGGCAAGCGAAGAGUUUGACAAACUCUUCGCGGAGAUCAUGGCCAAAGAGGAUGCGGAGGCGAGACGUUACCUAGGCAUCGAAUCGCCCAAGAAACCGGCUCCCAAGGAACAGCUCCCCAAGAAGCAGCAGAUUCCCGCUCCUUCGACGCUAAAGGCCAAAGCUGCUGCCGCUGCCCUCUCGCCCGCGCCUCGUCCUCGCCCUACAUCGGCUAUCCCAACCGCAAAAUCCAGACUACCGACCAGUCUGCUUGCAAGCAAGAAGGCGCCCACAAAACCUACUCUCAACCCCUCCGCUUCCCGCAACGCCGCGGCCGUGGCUGCCUCCAAAAGCACCAUCGGCUACGCCCAAGGCCGCGCAGCGAGUUCCUCCAUCGCACCCCGCAAACCUCUCUCCAACGUUUCCCGCCCGCCCCCAAAUGUCACUGUCCCUAAACGUCCUACGACCACCUCUUCCCGUCCGACCACCGCCUCGUCUAUCCGCAGCCGCUCCGCAACAACCGCAUCCACGGCAGUCACGGCACCUCGACCCCGCGCUCCCUUUUCCCGCUCAAGCUCCACGUCCACGAACGCCACGCUCGUCGCUUCAACCCAGCCGGAACAGGAGCAAGAGCUGGAGCUGGAGACGUAUCGCACGGCCGAGGACGUGGAGCGGGAGAUGGCGCUCCUGCUUCUGCAGGAGGAGGACGAGGAAGGGGAUGCGGCGUGGAUGGAGAGCUUCAAGGUGCAGCUGGAGGGCCCGGAUCCGGUGGAUGAGGAGUAUGAGGGGUUUCAGUUGCAGCUGCCCGAGGGGUUUUAGAGUCGGGGAUGUGGAAUUGGUUGAAGGGUGAGAAGGUUGAUUUGGGCGGAGGGGUUAUGAGGGUUCCUUUCCACUGUUUGAGGGGGUGAUCUUUGAUGGGGAGCGGGCUUCUGGAUAUGGAUACGGACGUGGUUUUUAGGAGCGCGUGGGCUGGCGCUAUUGGUAUACUGUCGUUAGUGCUUGCUGUGGGCCUUUUCUUCUCCGAAAAGAGCAAUGUUCUUUUUUCGGUAUUGGUAUUGGUCCAUGGGGAGCUCUGUGGCGAAGACCUAUUGAUGUUUCCCUAUUCCCCCCUUUUCCUUUCCUCCCUGGCAAACAGUACUAUACGAGUGCAGGGAUACAACCACUUAAUACCUACUCUUCUUAUUCUCCGAGGUUUCUGUACUUGGAUGGAUGCUAACCCAUGCCCUUGCGUAUAUUCGGG
Westerdykella ornata is the source of this 1866-nucleotide messenger RNA. RefSeq lists its product as uncharacterized. NCBI's taxonomy places the organism in Eukaryota, Fungi, Ascomycota, Dothideomycetes, Pleosporales, Sporormiaceae. The record is from RefSeq and is a predicted model, not a curated record. The transcript is spliced from 2 exons. Bases 45 to 1445 code for a protein of 466 amino acids.